Molecule: messenger RNA, 1514 nt
Organism: Oncorhynchus kisutch (coho salmon)
Lineage: Eukaryota; Metazoa; Chordata; Actinopteri; Salmoniformes; Salmonidae
Gene: emc7b
Product: ER membrane protein complex subunit 7b
Exons: 5
Coding region: 173-904 (243 amino acids)
Cellular component (GO): EMC complex
Molecular function (GO): carbohydrate binding
Source: RefSeq, a predicted model, not a curated record
UUUUUUUUUUUGUGUGUGUGUGUAAGUGACGUCAGCAUGUCCCCAAAGCAGAGGCAACACAGACAGCAGUUGCAAAAACAUUCACCUGUUCAUCAGAUACAUGAUUUCAGCGAAUCUGUUAUAGUUAUUUACGAAUAGGAAACGUACCGUUAUUGAACUACUGCAAGCAAACAUGUGGCUGCAUGUUAGGCUAUCAGAAGUAUGCCUUUUUCUACAGGCUAUGUUUAUUUUAGCGUGCUGUUUCAGUGAUAUGGAAUCGGGGCCUAUCGCGACGAGUGGCUCUGUUCAACCAAACGGAGAUCGUUUCAAAAUCGAGGGUCGGGCAAUCGUACCAGGGGUGAAAACUCAAGACUGGAUUUCGUCAGCCCGAGUCACGGUAGAGGGAGAAGAGUAUAUAGGCUUCUUGAGAACUGAUGGAAGUUUUGUCGUUAAUGAUGUUCCUUCGGGAUCCUACGUUGUGGAAGUGAUCUCACCUGGAUACAAAUUUGAAGCAGUCCGUGUGGACAUCACUUCUAAGGGGAAAAUGAGGGCCCGCCUGGUGAACUUCAUCAAGACGUCUGAGGUGAUCCGGCAGCCGUACCCGCUCCAGCUGAGGUCCUCUGGGCCACACACCUACUUCAUGAAGAGAGAGACCUGGGGGUGGACUGACUUCCUCAUGAAUCCCAUGGUCAUGAUGAUGGUCCUUCCUCUGCUGAUUAUCGUCUUGCUACCUAAAGUUGUCAAUACCAACGACCCUGAGAUGAGGAAGGAAAUGGAGCAGUCAAUGAACAUGCUGAACCCCAACCCUGAGCUACCUGACGUGUCUGAGUUCAUGACCAAGCUGUUCUCCGGCUCCAAGAGCUCCAGCAGCAAGGCUAUAGGUGGCAGCAAGGCUAGUGGCCGCCCAGCAGUCAAGAGGAGGUAGUACCAGAACAUUACAUGUUCCUCGGGCCUGAGGAACUACUGUAACUGGUCAUGCCAUGGAAAUUAUAAUACGAUUUUUUUUAAAAGAGCCUUUUCAUUCGUCUGUACAAUUGUUUUUUGAGCAGGGGUUUUUCCCUUGUCUGAAAUACAAGUCUGUAAGUGAAAUGACGGAGGAUAUCACAAGGCUUGAGAUGGAUGUUUAUUUUUUUUUUGCACUGGUAACUUCAACUCGAUAUAAAAGAAAGAUUUUACUCUUCAUUUGAUGUUUUGUGUUGUACCUGUGAGUGACUUUAUGCCUGCUUGGUCCCUUCAUUAUAGUCCUUAUCGUUUAACCCUCAUCUCCUUGGGGAAAUGGGAUAAUAACAGUCUCUAACAACCCUCGUGUGUGUGUGUGUGUGUGUGUGUGUGCUACUUUAGUCCUAUGUCAAUUCUAAUUCUUCCACUACUUGAAUGAGAGCUUAUAUGACAUUUUCCAGAGAUGUUCUUCUUUUUCUGAGUUAGGGCUGAGGUAAUAUGACUGUGAAUGGACUGUACAAAUAGAUUGCAUUUUAAUUAUUAAACAGACUUAUUUAAAUACCAAUGUAAAAUAAAAUGUAGAUGGUGAAACUGUC